Glycine soja is the source of this 2543-nucleotide messenger RNA. RefSeq lists its product as uncharacterized. The transcript is spliced from 14 exons. The coding region runs from base 202 to 2154 and encodes 650 amino acids. Lineage: Eukaryota; Viridiplantae; Streptophyta; Magnoliopsida; Fabales; Fabaceae. Gene Ontology annotation, biological process: regulation of stomatal closure; de-etiolation; cellular response to calcium ion. The record is from RefSeq and is a predicted model, not a curated record.
AAACGAGAAAGCAAAUAGGAUGAGCCGGGCGUGUUCCACCAUAUCCUCCCUUUCCAUUUGGAUAAUCUACCAAAAUAUUCCACAGAUAUUUUUUAAAUAAACCUUAAGCUCAAUCAAAUUUCAAACAACAAAUUAACAAUAAGAACACGCAAACGCAAAGGAGCUAAGAGGAAGAGGAUGAUUGCGGGUUAUGUUUGAUUGAUGUGUUCAGUGAUCAUCAAUAUGAGAAUGUUGCCUGUUUGCUCAGCCACCCCACGUUAUUCCACAUCUUCCCAGAUUCCCUUGUUUGGGGGAUUGCACCCCAUUCGAAAGGAUCUUGAGAGCAGAUGUGUGGCUGAAGAAGGUGUGCAUUUGGCUUCACAAUAUGGAACUCAUUCACUGAGAAAUUCAUUUGCAGUGCAAGCUACAAAGACAGUAUUGGGUAGUUUUUCUUCUACAAGUGAACCGGGAUACCUUACAAGCACGUGGGAUUAUUUACCAGUGACAACAGAUGGGCAUCAUUCUCUGAGUGAUGGGGAAGUCAGACACAUGGAAUAUUAUCAUCUAUCUACUGUGCCUGAUGAAUUUGCAGAUUUUGCAGAACAGGUAACUGAAGGAUCUAACACAUUAGUGACACCAGCACAACCAGAAACACUAUCGACUGCUGAUAUAAUGCCAGAGAACUUUGCACCAAGUCCUAGUUCAAUUAAUGUGGACAAUGAAUCAUUAGUCAGUACAAAAGCAAGUGUUGGAGACCUUGUUGCCGGAAUCAAUGAAUCAUUCAGUGCCUCAAUCAAUAAGGGAGAAAAUGCUUUACGAAGCUCACUGGAUACAGCUACUUCUUUUGUAGAUUCUAUUGUUAAAACUGCUACUAAAUCUGUAGAUAAUGCUUUUAGUAAGGCAUUUUCUUCUGUUGAUCAAACAGGGGAAUUAACAAAUAAGAAGUUAACCAGCUUUUCAAGUGAGCUGACUGGAGUCACAAAUAAAGCACCUGCUGUGGCUAUUGAUGUGUUGCGCCGCACAAUUAUAGUUGUAGAGAGUUCUCUAACAAGUGGGGCUUCAUAUGUUGUCUACCUAUAUGGCUCAGCAAAGGAGCUCCUUCCAGCAGGAAUUAGGGAUACAGUCAAUGUAUAUGAAGAUAAAGCAACAGAAAUCUUGAGGCCAGUUGGGUCUGCAACUCAAAGGUUAUACAUGGCUGUCUAUUCAUUGGAGAAGAGUCUUGGCUUGGAUCCAAAUGACCCAAUCAUUCCAUUUGUUGUUCUUUUAGGCUCUUCAGCCACAUUAUGGGCCUUUUAUUGGUUGUGGACAUAUGGAGGUUACUCAGGAGAUUUGUCCCCUAAAUCAGCUUUUGAGCUUUUGGCCGAGGAUGCAAAUGCUGCACUUAUUGAUGUCCGUUCUGAGGAAAUGCGAGAAAAAUAUGGCAUUCCUGAUCUCCGACGGGCUGCUAGGUUUCGUUAUGCAAGUAUAACUCCUCUUGAGGUUGAUGGCUCCAUACGCAAGUUGUUGAAGAGUGGUAGAGAACUUGAUGAUUCCUUGAUUGCUGCUAUUAUUCGAAAUUUGAAGAUGGUUAAGGACAGUUCCAGGGUUAUAGUGUUGGAUGCUGAUGGUACUCGUUCUAAAGGCAUUGCAAGAUCCUUGAGGAAAAUUGGGCUCAAGAAUCCAUACUUGGUUCAAGGUGGCUUUCAGUCUUGGAUGCAACAAGGUCUCCGCAUCAAGGAACUCAAACCUGAGACAGCACUUUCCAUACUCAAUGAGGAAGCUGAAGCAAUUCUGGAGGAUGUUAGUCCUUCUCCUGGGCAACUUUUAGGUUAUGGUACAGUACUUAUUGCAGGGCUUUAUGCAUUACUAGAAUGGGAGAAGACAUUACAGUUGAUUGGUGCUUUUGGCCUCGGUUUGACCAUCUAUUUGCGGGUUUCUUCAUAUGAAAAGUCAGAAGAUCUAAAACAAGAUGUGAGGUUGUUGCUUUCUCCUGUUAGACUUGGAGCUCAAGCAUUUUCAUGGGCUGCUGGAAAAUUAGAAUCAAAUGGCUUAGGAUUACCUACAUCACCAUCAUCAUCAGAUGUUCAGAACCGGGUGUUGCAGGCUGCUGCCAAACAUGAAUCCCAACCAUCCGAUAGUGAAGGUAACCAAGAUCCAGUACCUGAACCGACAGUUCCUCUCAAUCAGAAUGUAUGAGUCAUUCCAGAUUGUCAUGUGCUAACAUGAAAAUUAGAAGAGAGAUUAAUAUGGUCACAGCAAAUUUAACUUCCAUGAUUGAAAGUUUGGAAGUUGACAUUAUCCAAACACUGCUGCCACGGACUCUGCCCUGCCUGUAGGCGUUUUGAAUAUAUAGAAAAAGAAGAAGAAAUAUUUCAUGAGGAUGAUUAUGUUUGAUUUUGUUGCAUGCAUGCCACGCCAAAAGUGCUCGGUACAAUUUCCACUGUCAAAAUAAUAAGAAUGUAUUUGCGUGAUGCAAUUUGUACCAAAAAUUUGUGGUGGUUCAACUUAUAGUAUUGCAAACUAAUCCUUCAAUAAACUCAUUGAUGGUUUGGUCUUCUAUGAUAUAGUAUGAUCCGUUUGCCACC